Molecule: messenger RNA, 2938 nt
Organism: Triplophysa rosa
Lineage: Eukaryota; Metazoa; Chordata; Actinopteri; Cypriniformes; Nemacheilidae
Gene: cyp39a1
Product: 24-hydroxycholesterol 7-alpha-hydroxylase
Exons: 11
Coding region: 94-1338 (414 amino acids)
Biological process (GO): cholesterol homeostasis; bile acid biosynthetic process
Molecular function (GO): iron ion binding; heme binding; oxidoreductase activity, acting on paired donors, with incorporation or reduction of molecular oxygen
Source: RefSeq, a predicted model, not a curated record
AAUCCUGUCUGCCAUGUGACCCAGUGUUAUCGGCUUCACCAGCUCGUUAGAUGCGUGCGAGUUUUGCGUCUAAGGACAAGCCUCUGGGUUGCGAUGGAAUGGAUUACCUUAAUUUUGUGUGUAACUAUUUUAAUUAUUUCUAUUAAUCUUCUCUUUGGUAGAAGUCAUCCAAACGCGCCUCCAUGCAUAAAAGGAUGGAUACCUUGGUUUGGUGCUGCCUUUGAAUUUGGAAAAGAACCUUUACAUUUCAUCCAGCAAGCCAGAGCCACGUAUGGACCAGUUUUUACUGUUGUAGUAGCUGGAAAGCGACACACAUUUUUAACCUUAAAUGAAGACUUCAAAGCUUUUUUUACAUCCAAAAAUGUUGAUUUUGAGCAAGCAGUGCAAGAGCCUGUUUACAAAACAGCUUCUAUCAGCAAGGAAAGUUUCUUUGAGUGCCACCCUGCCUGUUUCACCAUAAUCAAGAGCAGACUUACUCCAGGGAACACAGCGAUACUUUCUGGACCUCUCUGUGAAGAAUUCAAUGAACAUUUAGAGAGCCUAGGGAGCGAAGGAUCUGGACAGCUAAAUGAGCUAAUCAAGAGUGUUAUGUAUCCAGCAGUAAUGAGCAAUUUACUGGGCCGAUGUAACUCCCUCAAAAGCGCCUUUACCAAGCAGGAGUUUCUGGAUAAGUUCACAACCUAUGAUGAUGGGUUUGAAUAUGGAUCUCAGCUUCCAGACAUGUUUCUGAAGGAAUGGGCAAACUCAAAGCAGUGGCUUAUUUCUCUGCUGAGAAAUAUGAUUACCAAAGCAGAGGAGACCCUUUCCAUUGAGAAUGGUAAUAAGACUUUACUACAGCAUCUUGCUACCUCGAUAUCAGACAAACAUCUGCCCAAUUAUGGUGUGCUUAUGCUUUGGGCGUCUCUCGCAAAUGCUAUACCAAUAACUUUUUGGGCCGUUGCCUUUAUUUUGUCAAACCCUGGAGUAUAUAAAAUCGCUAUGGAUCAGAUCAGAGAUGCCAUCCAAAACCAAGACAAGGAGAAGACAAAGGUGACACUAGAUGACUUACGGCAGAUGCCAUAUGUGAAGUGGUGUAUCAUGGAAGCCAUUCGGCUGAGGGCCCCUGGAGCCAUUACUCGUAAAGUAGUGCGGCCCCUCAAAAUACAGAAUUACAUCAUCCCACCUGGAGACAUGCUACUUAUGUCUCCUUACUGGGCACACCGUAACCCCAAAUAUUUCCCAGAUCCUGAGGAUUUCAAACCUGAACGAUGGGAAAAGGCAGAUUUAGAAAAGAAUGUCCUCUUGGAAGGAUUUGUGGCAUUCGGAGGGGGGAAAAAUCAGUGCCCAGGAAGCUUUUGAUUGCAAGAACAUGUCCCGCAGGUUAUCUACACCUAAAUAAAUGCAAAAAAAAUUUAUGCAAAAAAGUCGCAAUAUGGACGCAGUGCCAUGUAGAUGCACAACGCUGCCAAGUACGUCUUGCUGAGCCCUAAAUAUGUCAGCCCUUUGGGGCCCUGCUGAUGACAUCAUCAUACGGGCCCUUGGGAGUAUGCAGCCAUGGUCAGUAUGACGUUAAUAGAGCCAUAUAAAGACUAGGAGAACAUUCCCAGCUGCACAGGAAGAUCAAAAGCAAAGGCACAGUCCACUGACCUUUCUGGAGUCUGUACACAGCCCUUUCAGAACAGAUGCAGAUACACACUGCAUUUUUCACUGUGAGAGAUUUACACUGCAGAACGUUUGAACCCACUUCGUAUUAAGACAUGAAGUAAAAUCAUCAUAGUUUUGUUCAUGAUUUGAGGUCCGUAUUAUGGGGUAGGCCUAUUCUGUUUUUUCCAGAAUGGACGGUCCUGUAGGCGGUCCAAUUAUUUGUAGUAAUUGUUUCAACUAGAUGCAUGUGGAUUUUAAGAUAUGUAAAUAUCAUCCCAGUUCAAAUAAUUUAGAAGCAUAGAGGCAUUAGAAAUUAAAACGGUAAACAGUAAUCGGCAUGGCACAGUGCAUGCUGGGAGCUCAAGUGGCCCUACAGCAUAAUUUACAAUUUACAUAGUUAGUUUAAUUACACUUGAUCCAACCAAUUUGAAUUAGUUGAUGAUUUAACAAAUCAAAUUGUUUGAACAAAAUGAUGAAAUCUUUUUCGCCAGUGUAAGAAAGCAAAGUAGCACAGAUAUAGGAGAUGAAUGUUGGGAGCUAUACUUUAUGAGUAUAAAGUCUUAUCCCAUUAUGCAUAAUAGCAUCAUUUUUAUUAGAGCGUGAAUGAGUCUGGAUCACAUUUUCUUUUGAAUAAUUUUAAGUGUCAUCUAAAAAGAAAUCUGUUCCAUAUUCCAUCUGUGCCCACAAUCUGCCCGCAUUCAAAUUUCAUAGUGUCAUAAGGACUGAAGGCUGAUUCUUACUCAGAGGUCACGGUAAUAAUUACGAGCCUUUAGCUAUAGAUGUGUCCAUAAAUUACUACACUAAAUAUGACACAUCACAUGUUUCGUUUCACUCACCCACCGUGAUUUGAUUUUGAUCGUUUUAGGAAAUUGGCUACUUACGUCAUUGACACAAUGCCCCCGAAUGAGUCACGGCCUUCAAGGUUACUUGGGCUGAUUAUUUCAAGAAAUAUGACUAGCUAUUGUCACCCUCUCUUUAUUGUCUCCCUCGGUUACGUUCUGUCAGUCUCGUACACUCGUAUUUCUCAAUCAUCAACUGUGAUGCAUUUGUAUCAGAAAUGGCUGCGAAUGUAUCUGGAGUUUGAACGCAAAACGGGAGCUACAUUCAUUCACAUUUUGCCUUACUGCCUGCUGUUUUGCCAGUAUUCAGUAGCACUCAAGGGAGGGUUGGAAUGACAGCUAACUUAUGUGCAAUAUUCUGUCAGAAUACUAAUACACAUAGUGCUCUAAUACACAAAAGUGGCUGCCACUUUUUUCUGCCACUCUUCAAGCAGGCUUUUAAUGCAAAAGUGCCAAUAAGAAUGAUUUGUUGGGUU